Molecule: messenger RNA, 573 nt
Organism: Kwoniella botswanensis
Lineage: Eukaryota; Fungi; Basidiomycota; Tremellomycetes; Tremellales; Cryptococcaceae
Exons: 6
Coding region: 1-573 (190 amino acids)
Biological process (GO): protein targeting to ER
Cellular component (GO): endoplasmic reticulum; mitochondrion
Source: RefSeq, a predicted model, not a curated record
AUGAACAACCCAGCUGUAUCCAACUUGCUCAUCUCCCUCGGUGCCAUGCAAGUGGCCCGAAGGAUCCCAAUGGAUGAUCCUCAAACUGUCAACUACCUUCGUAUCGGAUACGUGGCAAGUCAAGCUAUCUCGUUGGCCAUCUACUACUACAUUACCCUCAAGAUCAGAAAGAGAAAUGAUCUAACGGUCUUGAAAUACGUCAACCCAGCUCCUCCUAUGAAUCCCGAUGCUAAACCCGAGCUGGUCCAAACUACCGUCAAAGAUUAUGAUCUCGCUGAAGUUGGUAAAGCCAUCAAGAGUUUGUUUGUGUCCCUUGCAUUCAUGGCUUUCCUCCACGGAUACCUUAAAUACACUCAACCACUCUUCAUCCAAGGUCUUAUGGGACUCAAAUCAACUCUCGAAUCCAACCCUGCUAAAUUACAUCUGUGGGGUAAGAAGGCCGAAGGUGAUUUGGCGAGACCUUUCAAAGCCGGUGGUGGAUUAUUGGAAUCUUUGACUGGUAAAGCAUCUGGACCCCAGACUGACGCUGCUUCCAUCAAGGCAGCAGAGAAGGCUGGAGGAAAAUCUGAAUAA